UGAUGAUGUUAACUUUUGUUAUUGGCUUUUACGGAUGAAACUGAAACUGAAACUGAAACUGAAAGUGUGAAACCACCAUUUUCGAUUCUCAGGAUUUGAUAGCAGUUUCAGGAGAUUUCUCUCUCUUUCUCAAUUCUCACUCCCUCUCCACUGGAAAGUCCUUUUCUUCUCGAUUCAGAGAAAAAAAUAAAUCGGAUUUAAAGAGAAAGAGAGAGGAAUCCGAAUCUCCGAGCUGAAUCUGUUUUUCGAAUCUUCGAUGUGAUCGCCAGGUUUGUUUCCCUUCCGAUUCCGAUGGGGAAAUUUCUCGCCGGUUUCCUUCUCCCUUCGCUGCUUCUAGCAGCUGCUCUAAUCAACUGGAGUUUGAUAUCACUUGUUGAUUUGAUAGCCUUUCUUGUUAUUCUGUACAAUGUAUCGCAAUUAGGAUUUCAUUUCCGUAGGAGGCUUUUGUUGCUGUGGCCAGUUGUUAUCUUUUCUGUAGUUGCAAUACUUUCUCAAGUGACUUAUCUGUUAAUAUGGGCUGCCGAGCCAGUUUCCUGGAGUAUACCUGAUGCCUGGUGGGCAAAGCUCAUUGGGUUUAUGAUAGUUCAGUCUUGGAGAUCUCCUUAUGCAAUUUAUUUCUUGGUUAUUCAACUACUUGCACUUAUUGUUGCUUUGAUUGAUAUAUACUGGAAAAGGUGUCUUCAGGAUACAUGGCAAGAUUCAUCCCGGGGUCAUUUGUUAUCAAUUAUUGAACAUUUAGGUUCUCAUCUUCGGGUGGCAUCAUGCUUGCUGUUACCUGCAAUUCAGCUAGUUGUUGGAAUUAGCCAUCCUUCCUGGGACUCACUACCUUUUUUUAUUGGUAGUUGUGUUGGUCUUGUGGAUUGGUCUCUAACAAGCAACUUUCUUGGGCUUUUCAGGUGGUGGAGACCUCUUCAUCUGUAUGCAGGUGUUGAUAUUUUUCUGCUUUACAUAUAUCAACUUCCUGUGGAAUUUCCAACUGCAAUUCAUCGGAUGGCUGAUAUCAUUGGUCUUUACAAAAUUUCUGCAAAUUCUGAGUGGACCAAAAUUUGUUCUAGCAUUUCAAUCAUACUUUACUACACAAUGCUGUCUUUCAUUAGAUCUGAUUUGGAGGAGAUGGAUUUUAUUGUUUCCAGAUCAGAUUGUAGCCUGACUGAACAACUUCUUCCCUCCAAGCAUUCGUUCUUCAUUCGUGAAUCAAGUUCUGGUGUGAAGCACACAAAUGUUUUACUCAGAGGAGGUGUUUUCCGGACUUUUAGCAUCAACUUUUUCACGUAUGGUUUCCCGGUCUCCUUGUUUGCUCUUUCCUUUUGGAGCUUUCAUUUUGCAAGCUUAUGUGCAUUUGGGCUACUUGCUUACGUUGGCUACAUUGUCUAUGCGUUCCCUUCUUUAUUCCGUUUGCACCGCUUGAAUGGGCUGCUGCUUGUCUUUAUUCUCUUCUGGGCUGUUAGCACCUACGUAUUCAAUGUGGCAUUUACAUUUUUGAAUUGGAAACUUGGACGGGACAUGAAAAUCUGGGAGAUGGUGGGUCUGUGGCACUAUCCGAUACCGGGUUUCUUUUUGCUUGCCCAAUUUUGUCUAGGAAUUUUGGUUGCGUUGGGUAAUCUUGUGAACAAUUCUGUAUUCCUCUGCUUGUCUGAUGAGGAUGGGCAAUCGUCAAAUGAGCAGUGCUCAGUAGAAGUGAUAUUCUUCCUGAUAUAUCUUUUGAGCCACAAUGUCAGCCGAAAGCUACGACAAGCUCUGAUUCUUCUGUGCGAGAUUCAUUUUGCACUGUUGUACGCUCUUCAAAUUAAUUUGAUCUCUAAUGCUUUGGAGAAAAAAGGUUCUGUAAGCAUGGAAGUUGUAAUGCAAUUAGGUCUUGUUGGAGAAGAUAGUGACUGGGAUUUCUUGGAAGUAGCUUUGCUUGGUUGCUUCUGUUCAGUUCAUAACCAUGGUUUUGACAUGUUAUUUUCAUUCUCUGCAAUCAUACAGCAUACCCCUAGUGCCCCUAUUGGAUUUGGCAUCUUGAAAGCUGGUCUUAACAAAUCUGUUUUAUUGUCUAUAUAUUCAUCCUCCUCUGUGAGACAAAGUGAUGACAGUUUCUCUUAUGAAAGAAGAAUUGCAUCAUACCUCAGUGCAAUUGGGCAGAAGUUCCUCUCUAUAUACCGAUCUUGUGGCACCUAUAUUGCUUUCUUGACUAUUCUUCUCACAGUAUAUAUGGAGAGGCCCAAUUACAUAGCAUUUGGUUACAUAUUCCUUCUUCUGCUGUGGAUUACUGGAAGACAACUUGUUGAGAGAACAAAAAGGCCGCUUUGGCUUCCAUUGAAAGUGUAUGCAAUUUCGGUGUUUGUCUUCAUAUAUAGCUUGAGCAGCUUCACGAGUCUAGAGAUGUGGUUAUCCAAGUUGAUUGAUCUCUAUUUUUAUCUUGGAUUUGACCCAAAAGCGUCAUCUUUUGAAAAUGUUUGGGAGUCUCUGGCAGUCUUGAUUGUUAUGCAACUUUAUAGCUAUGAGAGGAGACAAAGCAAGCUGCACAAACAGGCUUACAUGGAUCAGUUGGAGCCAGGGAAAGUUGGGUUUAUCAGGCGAUUUCUUAUUUGGCACAGCCAAAAAAUCUUAUUUAUUGCCCUGUUUUAUGCAUCUUUAUCCCCAAUUAGUGCAUUUGGUUUCUUGUAUCUGCUUGGAUGUGUUAUCUGCUCCAUUUUACCAAAGACGUCUAGUAUCCCAUCCAAAUCAUUCUUAGUAUACACAGGGUUUCUGGUGACUGCUGAAUAUCUUUUUCAAAUGUGGGGUAAGCAAGCUGAAAUGUUUCCUGGACAGAAGUACUCUGAUAUAUCUCUCUUUCUGGGAUUGUGUGUAUUCCAGCCAGGCUUUUGGGGUCGAGAAUCUGGAUUGAGAGGAAAAGUACUAGUUAUUGUGGCUUGUACCCUUCAAUACAAUGUCUUUCGGUGGUUGGAAAGAAUGCCAAAUACAGUCUUGAAUAGAGGACACUGGGAAGAACCUUGUCCUUUGUUUGUCUCCUCGGAAGAUUCAUUUCAGCAUAUUGAUACAUGUAAUGAGGCAAGUAAAACAUCAUGCAAUUCACAUCAUCCAACUGAGAUUCAAGAAGGGGAUUCUAGCAAGACACUAAGAAUUAUAACCUCUGGUCAUUCCCAAAUACCUGAUACUCCAAGUUCUAAAACAAGAGGUUCUGACAGUAAUAGAAGAAAGUAUUUUGGAUUUAUCUGGGGAAGUAGCAGGGAGAGUCACAAGUGGAACAAGAAGCGGAUUGUUGCUUUGAGAAAGGAGCGGUUUGAGACCCAGAUAGCAGUCUUAAGAAUAUAUUUGAAAUUUUGGGUGGAGAAUAUGUCUAAUCUAUUUGGUCUCGAGAUAAACAUGAUAGCAUUACUUCUUGCAAGCUUUGCCUUGUUGAAUGCAAUAUCCAUGCUGUAUAUUGCACUGUUAGCUGCUUGUAUUCUUCUGAAUCGGCAUAUUAUACGCAAAAUCUGGCCUGUAUUUGUCUUCCUGUUUGCAUCUGUUCUCAUCCUUGAAUAUUUUGUCAUCUGGAAGGAUAGUUUACCUUUUAGUUCCCAUGUUCCAAGCGGGGUUCAUUGUCAUGACUGUUGGAAAGCUUCAACUCGAUAUUUCGAUUAUUGCGAAAAGUGUUGGCUAGGACUUGUUGUUGAUGAUCCCCGCAUGCUGAUCAGCUACUUUGCAGUCUUCAUGCUGGCUGGCUUCAAGCUUCGGGCUGAUCGCCUUGGUAACUUUUCAGGAUCAUCAACAUAUCGUCAGAUUAUGUUUCAACGUAGAAACACGUUCAUUUGGAGAGAUCUCUCUUUUGAAACCAAGAGCAUGUGGACCUUUGUCGACUAUUUGAGGCUUUACUGCUAUUGCCAUUUGUUGGAUCUUGUGCUCAUUUUAAUAUUGAUUACUGGUACACUCGAGUAUGACAUUUUGCAUCUUGGUUAUCUUGCGUUUGCUUUGGUAUUCUUUCGCAUGAGACUUGAAAUAUUGAAGAAGAAGAACCAAAUCUUCAAGUUCUUGCGCAUUUAUAACUUUGCUGUUAUUAUUCUCUCUCUUGCUUAUCAGUCCCCUUUUGUUGGUGGACCAAGUUCUGGGAAGUGUGAGAAGAAUUACAUUUAUGAGAUGAUUGGCUUUUAUAAAUAUGAUUAUGGGUUUCGGAUUACUGCUAGAUCUGCAAUCGUAGAGAUUAUCAUAUUUUUGCUUGUAGCACUUCAGUCAUACAUGUUUUCCUCUAAAGAGUUUGAUUAUGUAUGUCGAUACCUGGAAGCAGAGCAAAUUGGUGCUAUUGUGCAUGAACAGGAGAAAAAGGCGGCAUGGAAAACUGCACAGUUACAACAAAUUCGUGAAAGUGAGGUCAAAAAGCGACAGCGUAAUAUGCAGGUUGAGAAGAUGAAAGCUGAAAUGCUCAACCUACAAGUACAACUCCAUAGUUUGAACACGUCAGCCAAUUGUAUUGAUGGAUUUUCUCACAGUGGUGAGGGUCUAAGAAGAAGGCGGAGCAAUUCUAUUAUUUCAACCCAUGACAUUAGAAUCCCUGACAAAGAAGAACAGUUUCCUGAGAGACUCGAUCAUGCAAUGAGAGAGGAUUCUGUUCUCCCAACUGAACUUGAAUCAUCAUCUACUUCCAUGAAUGUGGAAACUUCAUUCACAGAGGAGUACAAGCAUUCAGUGGAUUCUCCUGUGUGUGAAAUUACUGAAAUAGAUAUUGACAACAAUUCUAGUGAUUCAGACAAAAAGGCUAAGGGGCAAGCAAAAGAACACCCAUUGAGAUCUGCUGUGCAACUAAUAGGUGAUGGUGUUUCCCAGGUACAGUCCAUUGGAAAUCAGGCAGUUAAUAACUUAGUGAGCUUUCUGAAUAUAUCUCAAGAAGAUUCUGAUUCAAAUGGGCACACAAAUGUUGAGGAUCAGAUAUAUGACGAGAUGGAGAGCCAGAAAAGCCGUGAUAUGUAUGUGGAUCGAUCUUCAUCUGCGCUAUCUGAUAGGAGUUCAGAAGCUGCAAGUCUGCAGUUAGGAAGGAUAUUUCGUUAUAUAUGGUACCAGAUGCGCUCCAAUAAUGAUAUAGUGUGUUACUGUUGUUUUGUUCUUGUGUUCUUAUGGAACUUCAGUUUGCUAUCGAUGGUGUAUCUCGGGGCUCUUUACUUGUAUGCAUUAUGUGUAAAUACAGGUCCAAGUUACAUCUUCUGGGUUAUCAUUUUGAUAUAUACAGAAAUUUACAUCUUACUCCAGUAUCUGUACCAAAUUAUAAUUCAUCACUGUGGGAUGAGUAUUGAUCCUGUCCUGUUACGAGAAUUAGGUUUCCCAACACACAAAAUUAUGUCUUCCUUUGUUGUCAGUUCAUUACCUCUCUUUCUUGUCUAUAUUUUUACCCUCAUCCAAAGCUCCAUAACACCUAAAGAUGGUGAAUGGAUGUCAUCUAUAAACUUCAGGUUUAAGGGGAAAGAUCUCCAUCGAAAAGAUGAUCCCGCUCGAUAUAACUGGCAAGAGAAGGUAGGGGAUCUACUGAAUCAGAUGGCUAAUAUGGUUAAAAUGAUAAUCAGAAGCUUCUUUAGAUACUGGAAGUCACUCACACAAGGAGCAGAAUCUCCUCCUUAUUUUGUCCAGGUGUCUAUGGAUGUCAACUUCUGGCCAGAGGAUGGGAUUCAACCAGCAAGGAUUGAAUCUGGAAUUAAUCAGUUGCUCAGAGUUGUCCAUAAGGAUAAGUGUAUGGAAAAGAACCCAAACCUUUGCCCUUUUGCUAGUAGGGUUAAUGUUCAAAGCAUUGAAAGAAGUCAAGAGAAUCCCAAUGUUGCGUUGGUUGUUUUAGAGGUUGUCUAUUCCUCUCCUGUAACUGAUUGUUCGUCAGCAGAAUAUAACUUUUCUUUAACUCCAGCAGAUGAUGUAGCAAAGGAAAUCCUGAAAGCUAAGCGUGCAGGUUUUGUGGAAGAAGUGGGAUUCCCCUAUCAUAUACUCUCAGUUAUUGGUGGAGGCAAGAGAGAAAUUGAUCUGUAUGCAUACAUAUUUUGUGCAGAUCUGAUUGUAUUCUUUCUUGUUGCUAUCUUCUACCAGUCUGUCAUAAAAAAUAAAAGUGAGUUCCUUGAAGUGUAUCAGCUUGAAGACCAGUUUCCGAAAGAAUUUGUCUUCAUUUUAAUGGCUAUCUUCUUCUUGAUUGUGGUUGAUCGAAUAAUAUACCUCUGCUCAUUUGCCACGGGCAAAGUGAUUUUCUAUAUUUUCAACCUCGUGCUCUUCACAUAUUCAGUUACAGAAUAUGAUUGGCAGUUAGACCCAUCCCAGAAACAUGCUGCUCAAUUUGCUCUCCGUGCUAUUUUUUCAGCAAAAGCACUUUCUCUAGCACUUCAGGCUGUACAAAUUCGUUAUGGCAUUCCUCACCAAAGCACAUUGUAUCGUCAAUUUUUGACUAGUGAAGUUUCACGGAUCAAUUACUUAGGAUAUAGGCUUUACCGUGCAUUGCCAUUCCUUUAUGAAUUACGAUGCGUACUUGAUUGGUCAUGCACAACCACAUCCCUCACCAUGUAUGACUGGCUGAAGCUGGAGGACAUAAAUGCAAGUUUGUACCUUGUCAAAUGCGAUUCAGUGUUGAAUAGAGCUACACACAAGCAAGGGGAGAAGCAAACGAAAAUGACCAAAUGCUGCAAUGGGAUAUGCUUGUUCUUUGUAUUAAUUUGUGUUAUAUGGGCUCCAAUGCUGAUGUAUAGCAGUGGUAACCCGACAAACAUUGCCAACCCAAUUAAAGAUGCCAGCUUUAAGGUUGAUAUCAAGACAGUUAGUGGAAGGUUGAAUUUGUAUGAAACUACUCUGUGUGAAAGAAUCGAGUGGAAUAAACUCGAUUCUGAUGCCAAUCUUGAUCCUCAUGGCUAUUUGGACACAUAUAAUAAGAAUGAUAUCCAAUUGAUAUGCUGUCAAGCUGAUGCUAGUACAUUGUGGCUUGUCCCAAGUGUUGUUCAGACAAGAUUGAUUCAGUCCCUUGAUUGGUAUGAUGACAUGGAAAUUUUUUUUACCUGGAUACUUUCAAGAGACAGGCCUAAAGGGAAAGAAGUGGUGAAGUAUGAAAAACCUGUUGAUCCUCAGUAUCUUCCAAGUCAAUCUGAUGUUCAAAAGGUUCUGAAUGGCUCUAUGACCAGCUUUAGGGUUUAUAAAUUUUAUCCGAGAUAUUUCCGUGUCACUGGUUCUGGUGACGUUAGAAAUUUGGAUGAGGAUAGCACUGUCAGUGCUGAUCUUGUUUUACAUCGUGAGCAAUUUGAGUGGUGGGCCUUCCAAGAUAUUCAGCCAUCAAAUUUGAGUGGAUUGUGUGGAGGCGACACAGGACCUGUAGCAAUCGUAGUAUCCGAGGAGACGCCACCACAGGGUAUUCUUGGUGAUACACUCAGCAAGUUCAGUAUAUGGGGGCUCUACAUAACCUUUGUUCUAGCUGUUGGACGUUUUAUCAGACUCCAGUGCUCUGACUUAAGGAUGAGAAUUCCCUUUGAAAACCUACCUUCGUGUGACAGGUUGAUAGCCAUCUGCGAGGACAUAUACGCUGCAAGAGCGGAGGGUGAGCUUGGAGUCGAAGAGCUCCUUUACUGGACACUGGUGAAGAUAUAUCGGUCACCACACAUGCUGUUAGAGUACACCAAACCCGAUUAGACAAGGUUGAACACUACCUUCUGGUUACUAACAACUAACAAGGGGAAUUGAUGUUCACACAUCUGGUUUGACUGCCACGCAUAUUGAAAGAGGUGCCACCAACGUUUUGUUGGUCAGAACUCGGAGUAGGACAAGUGUCAAAGCUCUUGGGAUAAAGAUUAACCGCAGUGUUACCAGACUUCUGUUGCCGCAGGCAUUAUCUGGUUUUGGAGCAUUUUAACAGAUUGGUGAGGAGCAGGCGUUGUGAUUUGAGAUUUGAGAAUGUAUUUAUACACGACAUUGAUCUUCAUUAUUUUUAGGGAGGAUACAAUGUACAAUGCAGCAGUCAAGGUUAGUUAGAGUCUUAGAGAGGAAAAUAUAUUUGUUUUCCAAGAACAAUGUCUUCAUUCUCCGGAUCUCUCCUUUUCUUCAAUCACAAAAAAGUAUGAUUAUCGAGAAUUGAUUAAUCAUUUAA
This is a messenger RNA of Arachis duranensis, 8050 nucleotides long. Its product is annotated as piezo-type mechanosensitive ion channel homolog. NCBI's taxonomy places the organism in Eukaryota, Viridiplantae, Streptophyta, Magnoliopsida, Fabales, Fabaceae. The record is from RefSeq and is a predicted model, not a curated record.